Messenger RNA from Cyprinodon variegatus (sheepshead minnow), 543 nucleotides. RefSeq names its product fatty acid-binding protein, adipocyte-like (gene fabp4b). Gene Ontology annotation, molecular function: fatty acid binding. The coding region runs from base 76 to 480 and encodes 134 amino acids. Gene Ontology annotation, cellular component: cytosol; nucleus. The transcript has 4 exons. Gene Ontology annotation, biological process: fatty acid transport. The record is from RefSeq and is a predicted model, not a curated record. Lineage: Eukaryota; Metazoa; Chordata; Actinopteri; Cyprinodontiformes; Cyprinodontidae.
GCCUGAAAUUGGAAAGUUCAUUGUCAUUUGCUGCCUUUAACUCUGUGUGGUUUACUGAGCUCCUUCUCUGGCAUCAUGGUCGAGCAGUUUGUUGGAAAGUGGACGCUUGUUUCCAGCGACAACUUUGAUGAAUACAUGAAGGCUGUCGGCAUGAGCUUCGCCACUCGUCAGAUGGGUAACCUGGCCAAGCCUAACCUGGUGAUCAGUGUUGGUGAUGAUGGGCUUAUUUCAAUGAAGGCUGAGAGCACUUUGAAGACUGCUGCGAUUAAGUUCAAACUGAAUGAGGAGUUUGAUGAGACUACAGCAGAUGGUCGCAACGCAAAGUCCAUCUUCACAAUUGAGAAUGGCAAACUUGUGCAGAAACAGUCCUGGGAUGGAAAGACCACUACCCUGGAGAGAGAGGUUAAUGAUGGAAAACUUACAGCGAAAUGCAUCAUGGACGAUGUCGUUGCAGUCAGGACCUAUGAAAAAGCGGCAUGACAAGACAAAGAUGAAUGCAACCAGUUAUUUGAAGAUCUAAAUAAAACUUAAAUGUGAUGCUAC